This is a messenger RNA of Lagenorhynchus albirostris (white-beaked dolphin), 4467 nucleotides long. It is a transcript of the gene LVRN, whose product is annotated as laeverin. The transcript is spliced from 20 exons. Gene Ontology annotation, cellular component: cytoplasm. Bases 1 to 2976 code for a protein of 991 amino acids. Gene Ontology annotation, biological process: peptide catabolic process; proteolysis. Gene Ontology annotation, molecular function: metalloaminopeptidase activity; peptide binding; zinc ion binding. NCBI's taxonomy places the organism in Eukaryota, Metazoa, Chordata, Mammalia, Artiodactyla, Delphinidae. The record is from RefSeq and is a predicted model, not a curated record.
AUGGGACCCCCUUCCAGCUCCGGCUUCUACGUGAGCCGCGUGGUAGCCCUGCUGCUGGCCGGGCUGGCUGCCGUGCUCCUGCUGGCGCUGGCCGUACUCGCCGCCCUGUACGGCCACUGCGCGCGCGUCCCGCCGUCGGAGCUUCACGACCGCGGGGGCCCGCACGCCGCGUCCUCCCCGCCAGGCAGGCAGGAGCCGGCGCGGACCCCGAAGCCCGGCCCCACUCUGGAGACGGAGGUGGCGCCCACCCCGCGCAACUGGCGACCCCCGGGGCCCUGGGACCAGCUGCGCCUGCCUCCCUGGCUCGUGCCGCUGCACUAUGAGCUGGAGCUGUGGCCCCGUCUGAGGCCAGAAGAGCUCUCGGCGCCGGCGUUGCGCUUCACUGGCCGCGUGAACAUCACCGUGCGCUGCAUCGCGGCCACGGCGCGGCUGCUGCUUCACAGCCUCUUCCUGGACUGUGAAAGCGCCGAGGUGCGGGGACCACUGUCCCCGGACGCCGGAGACGCCACCGUGGGCCGCGUGCUGGUGGACGAGGUGUGGUUCGCGUUGGACAUGCAGUACAUGGUGCUAGAGCUUGGCGAAGCCCUGCAGCCCGGGAGCCGCUAUGAGCUUCAGCUCAGCUUCUCCGGCCCGGUGUACCAGGACACCAGGGAGGGACUCUUCCUCAAUCUCUACACGGACCAGGGUGAGCGCAGGGCCCUCUUAGCAUCUCAGAUGGAACCAACAUUUGCCAGGAAUGUUUUCCCUUGUUUUGAUGAGCCAGCUCUGAAGGCAACUUUUAAUAUUACAGUUAUUCAUCAUCCAAGUUAUGUGGCCCUUUCCAACAUGCCAAAGCUAGGUCAGUCUGAGAAAGAAGACGUGAAUGGAAGCAAGUGGACUGUUACUACCUUUCACACCACGCCCCAUAUGCCCACUUAUCUAGCCGCCUUUGCUAUCUGUGACUACGAGCAUGUCAGCAGGACUGAAAGGGGCAAGGAGAUACGCAUCUGGGCCCGGAAAGAAGCCAUCGCAGCUGGAAAUGCAGACUUUGCUUUGAACAUCACAGGUCCCAUCUUCUCUUUUCUGGAGGAUUUAUUUAAUAUUAGUUACCCUCUUCCAAAAACAGAUAUAAUUGCUUUGCCUACUUUUGACAACCGUGCAAUGGAAAACUGGGGACUGUUGAUGUUUGAUGAGUCAUUAUUGUUGCUGCAACCAAAUGAUAAACUAACAGAAAAAAAGACUGUGAUCUCCUAUAUUGUCUCCCACGAGAUUGGACAUCAGUGGUUUGGAAACUUGGUUACCAUGAAUUGGUGGAACAAUAUCUGGCUCAAUGAAGGUUUUGCAUCUUAUUUUGAGUUUGGAGUAAUUAACGACUUCAAUCCGAAACUCCCAAGGAAUGAGAUCUUUUUUUCUAACAUUUUACAUGGUGUCCUCAGAGAAGAUCACGCCCUGGUAUCUAGAGCCGUUUCCAUGAAGGUGGAAAAUUUCACAGAAACCAAUGAAAUAAACGAGCUCUUUGACCUAUUUACUUACAACAAGGGAGCGUCUCUGGCCCGGAUGCUUUCUAGUUUCUUGAAUGAGAAAAUAUUUAUCAGCGCACUUAAGUCAUACUUGGAGACAUUUUCUUACUCAAAUGCUGAGCAAGAUGAUCUAUGGAGGCAUUUUCAAAUGGCCAUAGAUGACCAGAGUAAAAUUCUUUUGCCAGCAACAGUAAAAAGCAUCAUGGACAGUUGGACACACCAGAGUGGUUUUCCAGUUAUCACCUUAAAUGUAUCUACUGGUGUCAUGAAACAGGAGCCAUUUUAUCUUGGAAAGGUUAAAAAUCAGACCCUUCUAACCCACAAUGACACAUGGAUUGUACCUAUCCUUUGGAUAAAAAAUGGAACUACACAGUCUUUAGUCUGGCUAGAUAAAAGCAGCAAAGUAUUCCCUGAAAUGCAAGUUUCAGAUUCUGAUCAUGACUGGGUGAUUUUAAAUUUGAAUAUGACUGGAUAUUAUAGAGUUAACUAUGAUAAAUUUGGUUGGAAGAAAUUAAAUCAACAGCUUGAAAAAGAUCCUAAGGCUAUUCCUGUUAUUCACAGACUUCAGUUGGUUGAUGAUGCCUUUUCCUUGUCUAAAAACAGUUAUAUAGAGAUUGAAACAGCACUUGAUUUAACCAAGUACCUUGCUGAAGAAGAUGAAAUCAUAGUGUGGCAUGCAGUUUUGGUGAACCUAGUGACCAGGGAUCUCGUUUCUGAUGUGAACAACCAUGAUAUAUAUCCACUAUUAAAGAAGUAUCUGUUAAAGAGACUUAUCUCGAUAUGGAAUACUUAUUCAACUAUAAUUCGUGAAAAUGUGGCAACAUUGCAGGAUGACUAUUUAGCUCUAAUAUCACUGGAAAAACUUUUUGGAACUGCGUGUUGGUUGGGUCUUGAGGACUGUCUUCAGCUGUCAAGAGACCUUUUCAGAAACUGGAUGAACCAUCCAGAGAAUGAAAUACCUUAUCCGAUUAAAAAUGUGAUUUUAUGUUAUGGCAUUGCCUUGGGAAAUGAUAAAGAAUGGGAUUUUUUGUUAAAUAUCUACAAUAAUAAAACAAAGGAAGAAGAAAGGAUUCAACUUGCUUAUGCAAUGAGCUGCAGUAAAGAUCCGUGGAUACUUAACAGAUAUAUGGAGUAUGCCAUCACUACAUCUCCAUCCACUUUUAAUGAAACAAAUAUAAUCGAAGCUGUGGCAGCCUCUGAAGUUGGCCGAUACGUUGCAAAGGACUUUUUAAUCAACAAUUGGCAAGCUGUGAGUGAAAGGUAUGGAACACAAUCAUUGGUUACUCUGUUAUACGUAAUAGGGAGAACCAUAAGUACGGAUUUACAGAUCUUAGAGCUGCAGCAGUUUUGCAGUAACAUGUUGGAGGAGCACCAGAGACUCACAGUUCAGGCCAAAUUACAGACAAUAAAGAAUGAAAAUCUGAAAAACAAGGAGCGAAGUGCCAGGAUAGCUGCAUGGCUACAGAAAAACACAUAAUUUAGUGGCAGCUUCCGGCCCUUCUCUUGCAUAUUAUAAUGUGCUCACGGUUUUGUCUUCCAAUAUUCUGUGAGUCUGGAAAACCACACGUUUUGUUAUUCGUAUUUCAGUCACAUUUACUACUCAGAGUCCUGUUCUUCCCCUAUUGUCACGUUUGGCCCGGAGGCUCAGUGAUUGUUGAGGAUUUUGCCAAUGAUGCUGUAUUUCUGGGGAAGAUUUUGCUUCAUGUUGGGCUAUAAACCACAUGAUUUACUUUAAAUGCCUUGGAAAAACAAAUUUACCGUAGAAAGUUUUGCUUGUUCAGUUGUGAAGGCCAGUGGAAGAUUACAUCAUUGGGUAAUGAGCACAUUCUUUUCUGAGGGAAAUACAGAUUUGCAAUACUCUAGGGUUUAUUUAGUUCAAUACUUAAAAGAGUAAUGAGCAAAUGACACAACAGUGUAAAGAAAUAGAAACCAGAAAAAUAAUAUUCACUAGAAGACAGACAAGCCAAAGAAAUGCAAGUUUUAAAAAGAAGAAACAGACAAUUUUGUGAGCCACAUUAAGUGCCCCAAAGGCAAGAAAUGUGUCUCCUCCUCCCCAUUUCUCUCUCCCCGGUACCUGCUGCAUCACGCCACACUUUACUGGCUACUAACUUUAUGGUGUCACAAAGAGACCUGGAAUCGUAGGAUCUAUGAAGUACCCUUAGGAUUGCUGUUGUGGAGAGCAAAUGGAAAGCAAGGCUCUGCCCUGAAGCUCUUGACUGUAAUUCACCUGUGGGACAGACACUCUUUCGGCCAAAAUUUAGCAGCAAAAAUGAUGAUGUCAACAGACAAUAGCAAUUAUGGGCUAAUCUCCAUCACAAAGGACAAUGGUCAGAUAAAGAGUAAUAGAACUAAAAGAUUAACCAGAGCAUAAUCUUUAUAGCUUUGCACUCAGCAGAUUAAGUUUGAAAUGUGGUUUCAUUUGGCCAAAUUGAACCUGCUUGUAGUUUGGACAACUUUAAACAUUUUCAUCAAUCACAAAGUACGGAAUUAGCUGAGUUUUGUUACCCCUGAUUUAAUCAGGACAGCUAAGGCAAAUCAUCCUACUCUAGAUUUUGUGUGUAUACCAUUUAAUUCUUGUUUUCACUUUAAUUUUGUUUUUACAGAAUGGGGGUAAAACUACAGAUCUUCUAUCUACCUCAAAGUGAUACUGUAAAGAUUAAGGAUUAUGUCAAUGAAAAGCCUUUAAAUAUGUCAUAUAAACUCAAGGCAAUGUGAUCUAAGGGUUUUUUCCUAUUUCUUCUGUAAGUUAAUGUACCCACAAAUUAAUAGGCAAGACAAAAGUUCACUUUCAUAGUCACUUCACAAGAAGAUACUCCCUGAGAGGGAGUGGGAGGUUAUGGGACGUGGCCAUGAGAACAGACCAAAGCACAGCCUGCACAGACUUGACCAUGGGUCAUAGGUCAGAGAGAUUUUUCUUUAAAUUUAGCAAUUUAAAAUAUAAGCAAUAAAACGUCUCCAUGUCUUCAAA